Molecule: messenger RNA, 2148 nt
Organism: Rasamsonia emersonii CBS 393.64
Lineage: Eukaryota; Fungi; Ascomycota; Eurotiomycetes; Eurotiales; Trichocomaceae
Exons: 8
Coding region: 1-2148 (715 amino acids)
Source: RefSeq, a predicted model, not a curated record
AUGGCCAUCGCAGAGCUAUCUGAAAAGCCCACCUUGGUCUUCAUCCCCGGCGCCUGGCAUACUGCCGCCGUCUUCGAAAAUGUCAUCGGCCUGCUCAAGGGUCUGGGCUACCCGUGCAUAGGGCUGCAUCUGCCGUCAGUCGGAGGCAAGCUCACGACGACCAUGACCGACGAUACUGCCCAUAUCCAGAAAACUGUGGCACCGCUGGUCGAAGAGGGAAAGGACGUGGUCUUGAUCACACACUCGUACAGCGGUAUCCCCGGCACUGAGAGUGUCAAAGGCCUGGCAAAGAAAGACAGACAAGCCGCCGGCCAGAAGGGAGGAGUCAUAUCCUUGGUGUAUAUCUCUGCGUUCCUGAUCCUGCCAGGACAGUCUCUGGCCUCGUUCCUGGGAUACAUGCCCGAUUGGAUCACCUUCGAUGGCGACCGCAUGACAGUAGAGAACCCCGGACCUGUGUUCUACAACGACGUUCCACCCGAAACGGCCCAGAAAUUCGGUUCCCUCCUUCAACACCACGCGUGGCCCACCUUCACCACGCCGCUGUCAUAUGCGGCCUACCGGGACGUGCCCUCGACCUAUCUGAUCUGUGAGCAGGACGCUGCGAUCCCUCUGCCGGGACAGCAGGCGAUGGUGGCUUUUGGAGGCGAGAACCUGACGAGAGUUCUUAAGGGCGUCUCUCCUAGCAUUCACUCUUCUCAUACUCCUGAGUAUGGAACCAAUGCCGAGCUGUGUACUGACUCGUUAGCCAGAGACUACGACGACAAGACCCUUCAUGCGGUCCAAGCGGUCUCAAGAGAGUGGAGGUCUUGCCUGAUACUCAAUAAUGUGCUGGCCCCGAUUCUCGCACCCUCGUGCUCUGGACCCAGCGAUCAGAGUCCGUGUCCAGCCUCGUGCGGAGAAGUGGACAGUCACUAUCUCCGCAUCGAUAUCAAGACGCCCGUCUCUGCAGGCCAGAAAAACGAACUCAUCCAACUUCCGCUGCCGUUGACUCUGAUCAACACCAUGGCAGCCCCCCCUCCCCCCGGUCUCAACAUUUACGAGGACAUCAGCCAGUCAGUCAUCAACCAGGUCGUGGCGCUGAUGGUGCUGUCUUCGUCAGCAGUGGCACUCCGCAUCACGUCUCGAGUGACGGCAAAGCUAACGUUGCAAUGGGAUGAUUAUCUGGCCAUGCUGGCGCUGGUGAGCAGCCAUCCUCCUCCUCUAUCUCUGCAGGGCAAGUUCAGUUCUGACACCAGCAGGUCUUCGCAUGUGGGACGGGAGCACUCACUAUCAUCGUCAGCUUGCCAUCACGGCCUCGGCAAACAUAUCUGGAAUCCCGCUGUCAAUCUGGAACAGAUCAUGAAGAUCCUCUGGGCAUACGAAUUCUUCUACGGCGCCGUCAUCCCCACGACCAAGAUGUCGCUCAUCAUGUUCUACCACCGCGUCUUCCCCGUCCGGCCGGUGACCAUCGCGCUGCGAUUCUGCGCCUCUCUCGUGCUCGGCUGGUUGGUCGCCAUCUACAUCGUCGUCAUCGUCCAGUGCCAACCGUACACCUACUUCUGGGAGCAAUACGUCAAUCCGGCGGCCAAGGGGAAAUGCGUCAAUUUCUACGCCUUCUACGUCAGCAAUGCCUCGCUCAGCGUGCUGACCGACUUUAUGAUCUUGCUCAUUCCGAUUCCGAUGGUCAUGCGUCUGCGGAUGCCGUUGUCGCAGAGGCUGGUUGUGUGUGGCAUCUUCGCGCUGGGUGGUUUCGUCUGCAUCGCCGGCGUCCUCCGCAUCCACUUCCUCACCCUGAUGUUCAAAUCCGAAGACCUGACCUGGAACAUAUCCGACUCGUUCGUCUGGUCGUGCGUCGAGCCCUGCAUCGGCAUUGUCUGCGCCUGUCUGCCGACGCUGCGCCCGCUUCUGCGCCGCGUCUUCGGCCAUCUCUUCUGGAGCACCAGCAAGCGGUCACAGACGCCCAACAACAGCAAUUCCGCCGGCUUCAAGUCAUCGCAGAACGGCCGCGCGUUCUUCCGCCUGCCCGACGGCAGCAACCGGAAUGCCUCGACGGCACCUGAGGACGAGGUCGGGCUGACGAACAAUGUCGAGGGCGCCAAGUAUGACGACGCGAAGAUCCCGAUGAAUUCUAUCUCUGUGCGGAGGGAUAUCGAGUGGUCGGAGGCGUAG